CAGUGCUACCGGGCCACACCGUCCCCAUAGCGGAUCCAAAUUCGGCCACUUAAAUUUUGCCCUAGCGCAGCAGUGAGUGCCGCUGCUCUGCGUCCCAUCACCCCUGCCAUCGCUCCAUGGUCGAGCGAUCCCCGGCGAAGGAUUCCAUGACGACUUCGACGAUCACCUCCACGGAGCUCAAUUUCCUCGUAUUCCGCUACCUUCAGGAAUCAGGUUUGACCCAUGCAGCAUUUGCUUUGGGAUAUGAGGCCGGGAUUAACAAAAGUCCCAUUGAUGGAAAUGAAGUUCCACCAGGUGCUCUUAUUACUAUUGUCCAAAAAGGUUUGCAAUAUAUAGAGCUGGAAGCUAACUUAGAUAGUAUUGAUGAAGAUUCGGAAGAUGACUUUUCCUUUUUGCAGCCUUUGGAUCUCAUCACAAAGGAUGUUGAUGAACUACAACAAAUGAUAAAAGCUAGAAAGCAAGCGAAGAAUCAGAAGGAAAUUGAUAGAACAAAAGAUAAUGCACUUGCUCAAGAACAAGAACAACAAUUUGAAGGGGAGAGAGUGAGAGAAAAGCAAGAGAAAGUUGGAGAUCAAGAAAGGGAUAAAGAUAAGAUGGACGUGGACAAUGAACAAGAGCCAGAGAAGGAGAGGGAUGAGAAGGAAAAGGAAAAGGAAAAGGAAAAACAACAUUCCGAAUCCAAAGAUAAGGUUAAACAUGAGGAGCAUGAAGUUUCUAAAGGGCCUGAACUAAUGGAUAUCACACCUAGCUCUCAGUCUGUGGCUGUUGAGAUCUCACGUUCUGAAGUAACCAUUUUGGAAGGGCAUAAUUCAGAGGUAUUUGCUUGUGCAUGGAGUCCGGCAGGCUCUCUUCUAGCAUCUGGGUCUGGAGAUUCAACUGCAAGAAUUUGGAAAGUUCCUGAUGGUCCAUGCAGUAAAGAUGUGCAAGUUUUACCACCAAAUGUUCAUGUCCUGAAACAUUUCAAGGGUAGAACUAAUGAGAAGAGCAAGGAUGUCACUACCCUUGACUGGAAUGGUGAUGGUACUUUACUUGCUACUGGUUCUUAUGAUGGACAAGCAAGAAUAUGGAGCCCGGAUGGAGAACUAAGGAAUACAUUAGUGAAACAUAAAGGGCCCAUUUUCUCACUAAAAUGGAACAAGAAAGGUGAUUUCCUUCUCAGUGGUAGCGUUGAUAAAACUGCUAUUGUCUGGGAUACAAAGACUUGGGAAUGUAAACAACAAUUUGAAUAUCAUUCAGCACCAACUCUUGAUGUUGAUUGGAGAAAUAAUAACACCUUUGCUACAUGCUCUACGGAUACAAUGAUCUAUGUUUGCAAGAUUGGUGAGACUUACCCGUUCAAGGCUUUCUCUGGACACAAGGCUGAAGUUAAUGCUAUUAAAUGGGAUCCAACUGGUUCACUAUUGGCUUCAUGUUCAGAUGAUGGGACUGCAAAGAUAUGGAGUCUGAAGCAAGACAAGUGUUUGCACGAUUUCAAGGACCAUAGCAAGGAGAUAUAUACAAUCAGAUGGAAACCAACUGGUGUGGGUACAAGUACCUCGAAUCAACAAUUGAUUAUUGCAAGUGCAUCUUUCGAUUCGACGAUUAAAUUGUGGGAUGCCGAAUACGGACGCCUCCUUUGCAGCAUGAAUGGUCACAAGGGACCUGUAUAUUCCGUCGCUUUCAGUCCCAAUGGUGAAUACUUAGCAAGUGGAUCCCUAGAUCAAUCUCUACACAUAUGGUCUGUAAAAGAAGGGAGGAUUAUGAAGACGUAUAGGGGACGUGGUGGCAUAUUCGAAGUGUGUUGGAACAGGGAAGGCGAGAAGAUCGCAGCGUGUUUUGCUAACAGCAUCAUUUGUGUUAUGGACUUCAGGAUGUGAAGGAGUCUUAGUGUCUGGGAGGGUAGAAAGCAUUAUUUAGAAGCAAUUGUUUAAGUAUUAGGUUGACGACUUCAUGCUGACCAUGAUUUUGAGUGGAGCAGUUAAGUUCGUGAAGUAACCUGCGACCAAUAAAAUAACUAUUCGCUUGUUGCUUUGUGAAGAAAGUCAAGAGGGUUGGAUAGUUUUACUGGGACGGCAGCUUUCUAAGACGGGGAGAUCUAGUUGACUUGGAAAGAAUAUAUAUAUAUAUAUAUAUAUACUUCUUAUGCUUGUGAUUUUAAAAAUAAUUAACAGCGAAAUCCGUGUCCAUGAAAAUGUUGAAAUGUGUUUGAUUGCGAUGUAGACUACAAUAUUAUCUGAUAAACUUUAGGAUAGAACUUGGGCACAUCCCAAAUUAAGAGAAAUAGUAGUGAGCGUUCCUUGUUUUGUCACAAAAUAAACGUUCUUGUCAUAAUUUUAUUUCAAGUUAGUUUUUAAUUUAA
Molecule: messenger RNA, 2338 nt
Organism: Zingiber officinale
Lineage: Eukaryota; Viridiplantae; Streptophyta; Magnoliopsida; Zingiberales; Zingiberaceae
Product: WD40 repeat-containing protein HOS15-like
Exons: 14
Coding region: 117-1856 (579 amino acids)
Biological process (GO): regulation of transcription by RNA polymerase II
Cellular component (GO): histone deacetylase complex
Molecular function (GO): transcription corepressor activity; protein binding
Source: RefSeq, a predicted model, not a curated record